GCGGCACGUCGCCUGCCGCUUCCGGUACACCGCGUUGCGCAGGCAGAGCCGGGCGGCGCCGCUCCCUUGUUCGCCAUACUGACUGUCACGCGGAGCGCAGGACAACAAACGCACUUUUUGCAGAGGCACCUGGAAUCACUACUGCACUUAAUAAACAGACAUGGCUGAGGAUGACGACGUGACUCCAGAGCAGCUACAAGCCAUUGCCGCUGAAAAUGAAGAACAAGAGAAGGUGACAUACAAGACACCGGCCCAAAAGACAUUGCAAGAGAUCCACGAGCUGGAUAAGGAUGAUGAAAGCCUGCGCAAAUACAAGGAAACUCUGCUUGGCCGGGGCAUCAUGAAUACUGAUCCUAGCACUCCCAAUGUCCAGGUGACCCGGAUGUCUUUAAUUUGUGAAACUGCACCAAAACCUCUGGUUCUAGACCUGCAAGGAGACCUGACAGCCUUUAAGAAACAGGCCUUUGUCCUGAAGGAGGGAGUGGAAUAUAAAAUAAAGAUUAACUUUAAGGUGAACAAGGAGAUCGUUUCAGGUCUGAAAUAUGUGCAGCAGCUGUAUAGGAAAGGAAUCAAACUUGACAAGUCAACGUACAUGGUGGGCAGCUACGGACCACGAGCUGACGAAUACGACUUCCUGACAACGGCUGAGGAUGCCCCUAAAGGUUCGAUGGCCCGUGGCACUUACAUUGUGAAAUCCAAGUUCACCGACGACGACCAACACGACCAUCUGUCCUGGGAGUGGAGCCUCGACGUCAAGAAAGACUGGCCAGAAUAAAGAGGCCUUUGUGUUCAGGGCCAGGUUUGAAGGAGGAGUGUAGUCCUUCUGCCACUCCCUGUGUCCAACAGCCUUUUUUUUUUACUCUGUUGUGUAUUUCACGCUGUCAUGCCUUAUUUUCCUGCUUUGUUGUAUUAACACUCAAUAUGCUUUCUUCCCACCUCAUUGUCAGCACCGGUAGCAAGCAGCAACAGCAGUAGCAACAGCCCCAGGCCCCACCCACUCCAUGGUUUCAACCCAUCCGUCCUUCUGACAACACAGCAAUGUUCCAUGUGUUGUGCACAUUUGACACUAAUCCAACUUCAAGAUGUUUCUUACAUGUUUUUCCUAUGCUGCUUGAAGAGAUUAAGCCCUUCCAGAAUAGCGUCUUCCUCGCUCAGUAUGAAGUACAUGUGGAAAAGCUACUGUGCAAUCAACUAGUGUUUGCUAUUUUAUAUUAUUAACAGUAAUAUGAAUUAGUAGCAAUUGUUGUGUGACAUGACUAUAGUCACACCACUGUUAACUCACGGUUCAGAAGAAAGAAAUGGAGGCGGCCAUUUAAACUGAUAAUGGCCUCCAAAGUGAGCAAAGGCGAUAACAGCUAUAGGGGUUUAAAAAAGCUGCCUUACUUAUGGAAUCAAGUUAAAAGUGAGUCAUGCCUUGUGUGCACAAGCAAUGCUGCCUAUAAUGUAGUCAGUAAAUCAUAGGCUCAGCCCUCUUUCUAGGUCAUAUGUAGUCCAGCUGUAAUGGAGAGUCAUUCAGAUGUAAAAAAAAACAGGACUCAUCUUAAACACUCCUCUCUUGGGUGAGAGGAGUGUUCAAGUUAUUUGAGGUGAGUUUAUUUACUUUUUCUUUGACGCCCCUAACCGCUGUAGUGUGAAGUGUGGUCUUUAUAAGUUAAGUAUUUCCCCAAAUGCCUGAAAAGACAAACUUGAAAUAACUAAAACGUUUUUGUGGCACAGUAGAGUUUUGCUCAAGGUCCAACCGUUGGGUACUUACUAAAGUAAUGUGUACACAAAGGGCUAAAUCUCACGUUGUAGUCUGUGGGAAACACUGUAGUAGAAAUGUAGAUGUACAGAAGAGUAGGAGAAAAAAAAAUCAAAUCAGCAAUGACCGAACGAUCCAGCAGAGUGCACUCUUGAGAUUGAAUUCCUGAACCUGAAAUAAAUGGGCCCAUGGAAAGCAGAGACCUGGAAAAGAAAAAUGGAAGAGUACAGAUGAGUUGUAUGUAUUAAGUCAAACCAACGUGUAGCAGAAAAAAAGGAUUUAAAUGUGUUUGCAGUGACACAUUAUUAUGUUUCCUGAUCCAUACAUUCCUUCAACAUUGUACAGUUUGUAUGAAACACUGGCAUGCUGGUGGGGUUGUAUAUUCUCUCAUCAUUUGUGAUUUGCUCUUCUCAGACAAUAAAGUUUUUGCUUAACUUGG
Molecule: messenger RNA, 2180 nt
Organism: Cynoglossus semilaevis (tongue sole)
Lineage: Eukaryota; Metazoa; Chordata; Actinopteri; Pleuronectiformes; Cynoglossidae
Product: rho GDP-dissociation inhibitor 1-like
Exons: 6
Coding region: 161-775 (204 amino acids)
Biological process (GO): Rho protein signal transduction
Cellular component (GO): cytoplasm; cytosol; membrane
Molecular function (GO): Rho GDP-dissociation inhibitor activity; protein binding
Source: RefSeq, a predicted model, not a curated record